AGGGCUGGAGUUUGAGAGUAUAAAACAGGCAGAUAACCACUUCUUACUUUACCUUCACUGUGUGCCAUCAUGUCUUUCUCUGGAAAGUUCCAGCUGGAGUCUCAGGAGAACUUUGAGCCUUUCAUGAAGGCAAUUGGUCUCCCUGAUGAGCUCAUCCAGAAAGGCAAAGAUAUCAAGAGCAUCUCUGAGAUUGAGGAGACUGGUGACAACUUCAAAGUGACAGUCACAACCGGCUCAAAGGUCCUUGUCAACACUUUCACCAUUGGACAUGAAGCUGAGCUGGAGACUAUCACUGGAGAGAAGGUCAAGGCGGUGGUCCAGCGUGAAGGCAACAAGCUGAAGGUUUCCCUGAAGGGAAUCGAGUCCAUUACAGAACUGGUUGAUGGGAACACAAUUGUCAAUACAAUGACCCUCCACGGCAUUGUAUACAAGAGAACAAGCAAACGCAUGUAAUUGUGUGCACUGGGGAUAAUAAAAAUGUAAAAGGCAA
Messenger RNA from Xiphias gladius (swordfish), 490 nucleotides. RefSeq names its product fatty acid-binding protein, liver-type-like. Gene Ontology annotation, biological process: fatty acid transport. Lineage: Eukaryota; Metazoa; Chordata; Actinopteri; Istiophoriformes; Xiphiidae. Gene Ontology annotation, molecular function: fatty acid binding. The record is from RefSeq and is a predicted model, not a curated record. The transcript is spliced from 4 exons. Bases 70 to 453 code for a protein of 127 amino acids. Gene Ontology annotation, cellular component: cytosol; nucleus.